Molecule: messenger RNA, 2315 nt
Organism: Trichobilharzia regenti
Lineage: Eukaryota; Metazoa; Platyhelminthes; Trematoda; Strigeidida; Schistosomatidae
Source: the annotation of a GenBank genome assembly
AUGGCACCUAGGACCACCUCAUUGCACUCCAAUCCCGAUGUACAGACACCCAGUCCGACCUCCUUUUCAUUCAUAAAUUCUUGCGGUGCUGACGCACAAAUAGAUUUAGGUUAUGGUGACAUUUUAAGCCAGUUUGUAGUAUCCCGUGACUUAUUCACGAUAUUGCUAAUUAAUGCACGUUCCUUAAUCAAUAAGAUAUCUGAACUAAGGACAUUAUUAUUAGUCGCCAAGCCUACUGUAGCUCUGAUUACUGAGUCAUGGUGCUCAUCCUCUGUACUUGAUGUGCAUAUAGGUAUCGAUGAUUACACUGUACACCGUGCAAACAGAGAUUGCAAGCGUGGUGGAGGAUGUCUCAUAUAUAUACAUAACUCAUUUGUAGUCAGUAAGGUGGAAGAUGAAACAAUGAAUAAUGUACCUGACUCACUCUGGGUUGUCUUACAUGGAGAUAAGUACAAACUUCUCAUAGGCUGUGUUUAUCGAGCACCAAGCUCAACAAAAGAAACUGAUGCGUUAUUAGCUAAAUCGUUUGCACACGCCUCCUCGUUUAGUGCUAAUUACAAAAUAAUUGCAGGGGACUUCAAUCUUCCAGAAGUCAAUUGGCUAACUAGUUCCGGCCCCCAACGCUUCGACGAAUUACUUGCCACUAUCGACUGUUAUGGAUGGCAACAACACGUCCAGACACCUACUCGUGGUGACAACAUGUUGGACCUUGUUUUUUGUCAUGACACAAUCCCAGUAUCCACGUAUGUUGGUAAUAGAUUUUCCAGUAGUGACCAUAGAAUGGUACUCUGCUCUCUGCCUUUCUCACCACUAAAUACAGGAAACAAACAAGAUUCAGGAAGCACAAUAUGUCGUAGUUACAAAUAUACAGACUGGGGAUUAGUCCAAGAACUUAUUCGACUCUGUCAAUGGGAUGACUAUUUUACCACUGACUCCCUGGAGGCCUUAGUAACCCUGUUUUACAGGAAUGUUACCCUUUGUCUAGAUACAGUUGCUCCAAAGAAAAUAGUGAAAUUAAGUAGACACCGAACUGAAUAUAUUCCAAGGGCACACCGUAAUAAGUUAAGGAAGCUGAAGAAACAGUACUAUUCCACUAAGGACAUAUCACUAUUGCUCUCAAUCCACGAGUCUCUUGAAUCUAUCAAGCGCCUACGCUCUCAAAAGGACCUCGACGAAGAGUUAACGGCACUUGAAAGUACCUCCAAAGUUUAUAACUUAACGGCACUUCUUAAAAAACGAAUGCAGUCGGCGAGGGAAAUCCCAUACUUACUUCACGACAAAGUAAUCUACAAUGAACCUGCCACUAUCUGUGAACUUUUCAGUGAUUGGUUUGCAAACUUUAGUUUAGAAACACAUAUGCCUGGUGAAACCGCCCCCCUUACUAUCUCUUCCCUUGAAAGCAUUGUGUUCACUAAUCAACUAAUAGUACAAGCAAUUAAAAGCCUUAAACCUUCCACUAGUACGGGACCGGAUGGCCUCGCUUCGAUAAUUUUCAAAAACAGUGGGUGUGAUAUACCCCUGUUACUUCUUAAAUUCUUCUCAAUAUCUAUGGACACUGGCACUUACCCUAGUGAGUGGAAAACUAGCUUCAUAAUUCCACAUUACAAAUCUGGUGAUAGGGCAAACGUCCGCAAUUACAGACCCAUAAAUAUAACCCCAGUUAUCUCACGAAUCAUGGAGAAAGUUGUAAAAGAUCAAUUGUCAGACUACCUAAUUAGGGGAGAUCUUGUUACAAGGUCUCAACACGGAUUUCUCAAAAAUAGAUCCUGCGUUACUUGCCACUUCGACUUUUUCAACUGCAUCACUAGUAGUCGCGAAGCACGUAAGCUAGUCGUUGUUCUCUACUUCGAUAUAUCUAGGGCAUUUGACAUGGUAUCUCACAGUAUUCUCUUUGAGAAGCUGUACUCUUGUGGAAUUCGCAACCCAUUACUGAACUGGUUAAAAUCAUUUCUAAGCAACAGGGUACAAAUAACCAAAGUUGGAUCUGUAUUGUCUCAUCCUAGGCAGAUCUCAAGUGGGGUCGUGCAAGGUAGUGUCCUAGGUCCACUUUUAUUCACAGUCUACAUUAACAGCAUUUGCAAGUGCUUCACCUCAGGUAAACCAUUCCUAUAUGCUGACGACCUCAAAGUCGUCUACUCCUGCUACACUCAUGAAUUAAGCGAUAUGGUUACUAAAAUACAUCUUGAACUAAGUAGCCUUGCAACGUGGUGUGCUGAAUCCUGUCUAAACUUUAACAUUGACAAAUGCGGCUGGAUUUGUAUCGGCAACAGUAAGCUUGAUCUAACUCUUGAAAUAAAUGGGCGAAAACUAGCUAA